Messenger RNA from Diorhabda carinulata, 1805 nucleotides. RefSeq names its product juvenile hormone esterase-like. Bases 90 to 1769 code for a protein of 559 amino acids. Lineage: Eukaryota; Metazoa; Arthropoda; Insecta; Coleoptera; Chrysomelidae. The record is from RefSeq and is a predicted model, not a curated record. The transcript has 11 exons.
UUGGUGAUAAAUUCUCGGUAAUAAAUAAGUAGAUAUAUAUGGAAGCCUUUUGAAUAGAUAUCUAUUAGAUUUACUGAUGUUAAGACAUAAUGAUUUUGAAUAUUAUAUAUUUUUUGCUAACAAUUUUGUUAUCUACAAAUGGAGAAAUAUUGGUAACUACGCCUAAUGGAGUUGUUCAAGGAAGACAGGAAUACUCUCAGAGAGGAAUAUCGUUCUAUGCGUUCCAACAAAUUCCUUACGCAAAACCGCCAGUUGGAAAUUUGAGAUUCAAAGAACCAGAACCGGUAGAAUCAUGGGAAGGUAUUCUUAAUGCAACUUACAACGAUAAAUUCUGUUUUCAACAAACUAAUCAGUUCUCUAUCGACAUAUCAUUACUUGAAAAUGAAGAUUGUCUAUACUUAAACGUCUACUCCCCAAUAUAUCCAUCCGAAAACAACUUACUUCCUGUCAUGGUGAAUAUUUACGGUGGUGGGUUUGUGAAUGGAGCAGCCAAUUUUGAUUAUCAUGGUCCCCAUUAUUUGAUGGAACAUGAUAUUAUUGUUGUAACGUUAAACUACAGAGUUGGUCCUUUUGGAUUCCUAUCAACUGGAGAUACGGUGAUUCCCGGCAACUAUGGUUUGAAAGAUCAGCAGCUUGCUUUGAAAUGGGUACAAGAUAACAUUCUGUAUUUUGGUGGCGAUAGAACCAAGGUUACUAUUUUUGGACAAAGUGCCGGUGGAGCUUCUGUAACGUAUCAAUUAAUGAGUGAAAAAUCUAAAGGAUUAUUUAGAGCUGGUAUCUCACAAAGCGGCUCUCUACUUUGUCCUUGGAGUUUCCAAAGAGAUCACACCAAUAUCGCAUAUAGGCUGGCUUCCUUAAUAGACCCUACGUUUGAUCUUAAUUCUAGUUCCGAAGAAUUGCUGCAAUUACUCCAAAGUAUUCCUGCCAAACAACUAAAUGACAUUUCUAAAGCUAUGUAUACACAAAAUGAGAUAUACAAUCAGAUAAUUCAAGGUUAUCAAUUUACACCAGUCAUUGAGCCCGAACAUGAGAAUGCAUUUAUCACCGAAAGGAUGUACGACGCUCUUGUGGAUGGAAAGCUACAGAGAGUACCUCUGAUUAUGGGUAUUUGUUCGGAGGAAAUGAUUUGGGACGCUUUAGAUCCCGAUGGAUUUGUGUGGACAGCUAGAAAUUUAGAUAACAACCUCACUUUGCUUGUGAACGAUAACAUGCAUUUGACAGAGGAAUCUGAAAAAGAAAAAGCAGGUGCAGAAAUAAGAAAAAUCUAUACUAAUGGACUAUUUCAAGAUCAAAUCGGCAAAGCAGUCGAGUUUUUCAGUGAUAUGUCGUUUGGAAGAUCUGUAAUCCAUCACGCUAAGCAACAAUCUAGGUUUAGUGACGUAUAUUUCUACCGAUUUUCUUAUUAUGGUACUAUUCCUGGAGUUCGUCCUUAUAUUGAAGGUGCUUAUAAAGUUGCUCAUUCUGAUGAUGAGAAUUACAUUUGGGUAUCUUCAAAUAACUCCAAUUUGAAUACAUUUCCACAAGGGGAUAUUACAACAAGCGAAAGAUACAUAACAUUAUUCACAAAUUUUGCAAAGUAUCUAGAUCCAAUAGCAAAUGACAGUGAUCUAUUGGGUAUCACUUCAUGGCCGAAAGUAGCACCAGAUAAUUUCCAGUUUGUAGAUAUUAAUGAAACAUUGACAAUACAAAAAGAUCUUAAAGAUCAAGUUUAUAACGGUUGGGUUAACGUUUACGAAACUUUUGCUGUUAAACCUUUCGAUACUUUUUGAAUAUUAUCAUAAGAUGAAAUAAAAUUGUACAAAUUG